This is a messenger RNA of Punctularia strigosozonata HHB-11173 SS5, 1164 nucleotides long. RefSeq names its product MFS general substrate transporter. Gene Ontology annotation, molecular function: transmembrane transporter activity. The annotation marks the transcript as partial. The transcript is spliced from 5 exons. Gene Ontology annotation, biological process: transmembrane transport. The record is from RefSeq and is a predicted model, not a curated record. NCBI's taxonomy places the organism in Eukaryota, Fungi, Basidiomycota, Agaricomycetes, Corticiales, Punctulariaceae.
CUUUCUGUCUGUAUCUAUCCCAUUCAACCAUUUGAUCAAAACAUAGUUGCUGUUGCAUUACCUCGCAUCGGAUCCCAGUUCAACAGUUACGACCGGACAAGUUGGCUGAUCACCGGAUACUUGAUCACAUACGUUGCAUUUCUUCCUAUCUUUGCAAAGCUCAGCGGCAUUUUGGGCACCAAGCACGUCCUCCUUGGAUCGUGUGCAAUAUUUGUGACGUUCUCCGGAGCAUGUGCUGGCGCAAGAAGCAUGGACGAACUGAUUGUAUUUCGAGCAUUACAAGGUGUUGGAGGGUCGGCUCUGUGGUCCUGCUCGACGACUUCUAUUAUGACUAUGAUGCCUCCGGAGGUCAUGGCAAAGUACAUAGGCAUCACGCCUAUGAUGUAUGCCAUGGCGUCCGUUCUGGGUCCAAUAAUUGGUGGUGUUAUUGUCGCAAACAUAUCGUGGUCCUGGAUAUUCUGGAUCAAUCUACCAAUCGGAGGAUUUGCAGCCUUACUGCUACUCAAAUGUAUUCCUCAACAGCUGCAGCUCGGUGGACUUCCACAGUUCAGCUGGAAGUCAAGGACCGUCCUCGCGCCACUCCUGGUAUCCAUAGCUCUCAUUCCCUUUCUCAUCGUCGUUGAAAUGCGGUCAAAAGAGCCCAUUGUACCGUUAUAUCUGUUCAGGAUUCAUCGAAACAUUCCCCUGAACAUGAUAUGCACCAUUGGCAUGGGCGCCGGUCUCUUCGGCACGAUCGUGUUCUUGACACAGAGGAUGCAGGUUGUUGAUCUUCUCAGUGCCGAGACCGCGGGUGUUCGCAUGCUUCCCAUGCUGUUCACUUGCGGUUUUCUCAGCGCACCCACAGCAGUCAUUAUCUCCAAAACGCACUCCUAUAUGCCUCUGCUCUGUACGACAGUCGCUCUAGCUGCCGUUGCCGGUGGCCUACUGAACCUACUUGCUUUCCCGACUCGGUUCGGGGAGCAGUAUGGAUUCGAAGUCAUACUUGGCACUUCUCUUGGGCUAGCAAUUACCGUUACCACCGUCACCUUUCAAUACCCUAUUCCACCUCAAGAUGUCCCACCCGCCCUUGGGAUUCUUUCUACCUCAAGGAUGCUCGGCGCUCUUCUCGGGAUUGCGUCUUCUUCGACAAUCCUGAACUCAUAUGUCCGGCGUAGGUUGCAAGAG